Molecule: messenger RNA, 773 nt
Organism: Artibeus jamaicensis (Jamaican fruit-eating bat)
Lineage: Eukaryota; Metazoa; Chordata; Mammalia; Chiroptera; Phyllostomidae
Gene: S100A14
Product: S100 calcium binding protein A14
Exons: 6
Coding region: 370-684 (104 amino acids)
Biological process (GO): positive regulation of granulocyte chemotaxis; response to lipopolysaccharide; positive regulation of monocyte chemotaxis
Cellular component (GO): perinuclear region of cytoplasm
Molecular function (GO): chemokine receptor binding
Source: RefSeq, a predicted model, not a curated record
GGGUUUAGGAAAGGAACCCAGGAACUUUGACUCUGGGCCACACCCCAUUCUUGGCCUGACCCCCUGCCCUUCUCCCUUCCUCCUUCCCAUCAGGUGAGGAGAGCUGAGUCCCUGGAUCUGCUCCCUGAGAUGACAUCCUCUGUACUGGAGUGUGUGUUUGUGGACUGAGGAAGGCUGGGCUAUGUGAUCUGGGCAGGCCUGAGUGUCACUGACGACAGUGGUCCAGGUAUAAGAGCUGAGCUCAGGUGAGCUGGCUCAUCCUGUCCUGUCUCAGAGGCUGCCAGCAGGCAGAUCAUGAGCCACCAGCUCCUCCAGGGCAGGCAAUAGGACGACGCAACUCUCACCAAAGGACCAAGCACACCAGGCACCAUGGGACAGUGUCGGUCAGCCAAUGCCGAGGAUGCCCAGGAACUGAGUGAUGUGGAAAGGGCCAUUGAGACCCUCAUCAAGAACUUCCACCAGUACUCGGUGGAGGGUGGAAAGGAGACGCUGACCCCCUCUGAACUACAUGACCUGGUGACCCAGCAGCUGCCUCACCUCAUGCCGAGCAACUGUGGACUGGAAGAGAGAAUCGCCAACCUGGGCAGCUGUAAUGACUCUAAACUCAAGUUUGGGAGUUUCUGGGAGCUGAUUGGAGAAGCAGCCAAGAGCGUGAAGCUGGGGAGCCCUGUCCCAGGGAGCUGAAAACCUUACCCUGGGAUUCAUGGGGGGAUGUUGGGGAAGGGGGAGCUUAGAGACUGGGCACAGAAAUAAAACUCCUGUCUUUACCAUUA